AUGUGCGGCACCGAUCAGUGCGGUAUGGACCACAUCGAGGCCCCCGCCAUCCCCAAGGAUGCCCAGAAGAAGAUCGCCCACCUCCAGGAGGAGUUCAUCCGUGCUGAGGUUGAGCAGCUGCGCAAGUCUGUCCCCAUCCUGCAGCCUCUGUUCAAGAAGCGCAACGAGAUCAUCAGCCUCCCCGAGGUCCAGAGCGACUUCUGGAUCCGCGUCUUCUCCAGCGCCCCCGCUGAGAUCGAUGAGUACAUCCUGCCCACCGAUGCCGCCGUCCUCGGCGCUGCCCUGAAGAACAUGACCGUCGAGCGCUUCGAGGUCGACGCUCAGGGUAACGGCGAGCCCCGCUCUCUGCGUUUCACCUUCGACUUCCAGUCCGGCGAGGAGAACCCUUUCUUCGAGAACUCUCAGCUCGUUAAGGAGUUCUACUGGCGCAAGCAGAUCAUCCGCACCUCCAAGGGCAAGCGCCUGACUUGGGAGGGCCUGGUCUCCGACCCCGUCCGCAUCAACUGGAAGAAGGACAUGGACUUGACCAAGGGUCUGCUCGAUGCUGCCUGCGACUUGUUCGAUGCCGAGAAGAAGGGUGGUGACCGCAAGAAGCUCCCCCAGUACGAGGCUCUCGUCAAGAAGAUUGCCGAGGUCGAGGCUGAGGAGGAUGAGGAGGACAUGGACGAGGAUGACGAGGACGAGGACCCCGAGAGCCCUGCCGGCUCCAGCUUCUUCGCUUUCUUCGGUUACCGUGGCCGUGAUGUCUCCGCCGCUAUCUCCAAGAUGUCCAACAAGGAGGACGAUGAGCGUUUCGCCAAGAUCCUCAAGGGUGAGGAGGUUGAGGGUGACGAUGACUCUGAUGAUGAGGAUGAUGACAUUGAGGAGGAGCUCGCUGAUGACCUCGAGGAUGCCGAGAUCUUCCCCAGCGGUGAGGAGCUCGCUAUCUCUCUCGCUGAGGACCUCUGGACCGACGCCAUGAAGUACUAUGUUGAGUCUUUCCGUCUGGGCGAUGAGCUUGACAUGGAGGACCUCGACAUGGACGAGAUUGAUGCCAUGGAUGAGGAGGAGGACUCUGGUGAGGGCGAGUCGCGCCCUUCCAAGAAGGCCCGCAACUAA
This is a messenger RNA of Penicillium manginii, 1098 nucleotides long. Its product is annotated as histone chaperone napB. The transcript has 3 exons. Bases 1 to 1098 code for a protein of 365 amino acids. The record is from RefSeq and is a predicted model, not a curated record. Gene Ontology annotation, molecular function: chromatin binding; histone binding. Gene Ontology annotation, cellular component: nucleus; chromatin. Gene Ontology annotation, biological process: nucleosome assembly. NCBI's taxonomy places the organism in Eukaryota, Fungi, Ascomycota, Eurotiomycetes, Eurotiales, Aspergillaceae.